Messenger RNA from Jatropha curcas, 1119 nucleotides. RefSeq names its product envelope glycoprotein. Lineage: Eukaryota; Viridiplantae; Streptophyta; Magnoliopsida; Malpighiales; Euphorbiaceae. The record is from RefSeq and is a predicted model, not a curated record.
CAACGGUGGCGAUGGAAGAGAAGGCGCACACAGAAGAGAAACGUCAUUGUUUACUGCCUUCUUUCUCAGCAUCAACAAGAAUCAAUUUGAUUCGGUUCCUGACUUGCUUCCAAAGAAAUAUGUGCUUUGUUAAAUUGAAAAGGUUGUAGAAUACAGAGAAAGAAACAAGAUGGUGCUAUGGGAGAUCGCAUUGGGAACUGCGUAUUUCUUGGGCCUGAGACGGACUUACAGGCUCGCUUUGAAGAUUCAACGUAAGCUCAUAUCCUCUAAACGUUCUAAGAUCCGUCACUUUCUUCAAAGGCGAACACGUGAUGUUUUUGAUGUUGCACUCAAGGUUCACCGGAAUAUACAACAGAGAGAUAUAGAAGUUGGUCGGAAUGUUGGUAACUGGAUUCUGCGAUGGCUGGACAGAAUGAAACCUUCUGCUCAGAUCCGUGGUCCCUCUGAGAUGAUACCCCCAAAUGGUGCUGGCUCAAAUACAAACAUGACAAAGCAGGAAACUAAGUCUUCCCUCCUGAAAACUCCUGGGAGUAACCACACUUCCAGAAGCCAUGAGUCCAAUCGGCAUCUCUUCACCUCAUCGAGGAAUCUGUGGUCAAAUUCUUUUCCUACAAUUGGAAUGAUGAUGCGGUCAACAAGACCUGCUGGAACUAUUACCCAGUAUAGACACUUGUGUAUCAGCAGGCCAGAAAUGGCAAAUCCAAGCUACAACAUUGGCAGAGCAUGGAGUUUUGAAGGAGUUGUUAGGAAAGACAUAAUGCAGUAUAUAGUGAAACAUUAAUGUGGGCAGAUAGUUUUCUGUUGGUUUCUUUUGUGGAUGGUGUUGGAUUUUUGGGAUCAAACCUUGCUAGAAGUUGACUUUGUUAGUAUGAGAGAGCAGUGUCUUUGAGCUGAAAGUGAUGGGUGAAUCUUUUUCUUUCUUAGUUUUAUUGUUCUCUCAUUUGCAAUAUCUUGAAAUUAUAGAUGCUUUUAUCAUUAUUAAGGUAUCUGAUUGGUUAGGAUUAGUUAGACGUAUUCAAAUUGGAUUAGUGAUCGAUUUCUAGGUUUUGUUGUAAAUUUAAUUUUAAAUAUGUAGAUCAAUUUAAACUGAAGUUAAAGAUAGGGUAUUUAUCAUUGUUA